Olea europaea var. sylvestris is the source of this 1985-nucleotide messenger RNA. RefSeq names its product glucose-6-phosphate/phosphate translocator 1, chloroplastic-like. Bases 461 to 1651 code for a protein of 396 amino acids. Gene Ontology annotation, cellular component: membrane; Golgi apparatus. The transcript has 5 exons. Gene Ontology annotation, biological process: transmembrane transport. Lineage: Eukaryota; Viridiplantae; Streptophyta; Magnoliopsida; Lamiales; Oleaceae. The record is from RefSeq and is a predicted model, not a curated record. Gene Ontology annotation, molecular function: phosphoglycerate transmembrane transporter activity; antiporter activity; triose-phosphate transmembrane transporter activity.
ACAAAACUUGUCCCUUUUCGCUUCCUCUUCUUUAUUCAAAAUCUUGAAUCUUCCUGUCAACAAACCACCAGUCAGCAACUGUAUUUCCACAUUUUGAAACAAACAAAUCUCUCCCCUUUUGUAUAUAUAAAAACGGUAAACAGGACCAAAUGGCGAAGACCCUUCUUCCUCUCUAUAUUUAUAAUUUUACUACGAUCUCCAAAUAAUUUUGAAUUUUCAGAUUCGAUAUAUACACGGCUGUUCAGACUCUUCUCAAAUAACUAGCUUCUGCCUGUCCAUUUGGCUUUGGCACAACCAAAAGUUUACAUUUUUCUCUAAGUAACAAAAUUCCUGUCUAUAUUCAACAUCUACGUAUAAAGAAAUCUCUAAUAGAUUUAGAAAUCUAUUUUAGUCAAAUUCCUUCUUCAUCUCCAAAUUCUAUUUUGUACACGCUCAAGUCUCAAGAUUAUUUCUUACUACUAUGAUCUCCUCUCUUAAGCAGCCUACUUUAGCAUCCAACGGCCAUUAUAUUCCCCGGUCAAGAUCUCUGGUGCCGGCGCCUACUCGCCACCUGCAGUUCCUCCUAUCGGCCAAUAAUGGCCGGAACUCCAUUGUUUCCUUUUCUAAACCUCUCCACAUCGUUUCACCAGAACCUUUCUCCACUUCUUUUAAGAAAUCUUUAAAACACGAAAAGGAGCAGUCUUUGAUCACGUGUAAAGCAUAUGAAGCUGAAAAAUCGGAGCCGAUCAGCGAGUCGCCGGUGGCGAAAUCCGAGGCGGCGAGGAGAGUUAAGAUCGGGAUUUAUUUCGCAACGUGGUGGGCUUUGAAUGUGAUCUUUAAUAUAUAUAACAAGAAAGUUUUGAAUGCUUUUCCAUUUCCAUGGUUAACUUCAACGCUUUCGCUGGCUGCUGGAUCAUUGAUCAUGCUCAUUUCCUGGGCUCUGAGGAUUGCUGAAACCCCAAAAACUGAUCUUGAUUUUUGGAAGACCCUUUUUCCUGUUGCAGUUGCACAUACAAUUGGGCAUGUUGCAGCUACUGUGAGUAUGUCAAAGGUGGCUGUAUCAUUUACUCACAUAGUCAAGAGUGGUGAACCCGCUUUCAGUGUUUUGGUGUCGAGAUUUAUCUUGGGAGAGACAUUUCCACCAUCUGUUUACUUGUCCCUCAUUCCAAUCAUUGGUGGUUGUGGUCUUGCGGCCCUCACCGAGCUCAACUUCAACAUGACUGGUUUUAUGGGGGCCAUGAUAUCGAAUUUGGCGUUUGUUUUCCGGAACAUAUUUUCCAAGAGGGGCAUGAAGGGCAAAUCUGUCAGUGGAAUGAACUAUUAUGCUUGCUUAUCUAUGCUCUCUCUCUUGAUUCUCACUCCAUUUGCAAUUGCUAUCGAGGGACCAUUCAUUUGGGCUCUCGGAUUUAAAGAAGCGCUAUCUCAAAUCGGACCCCAGAUCAUUUGGUGGAUGGCGGCCCAGAGUGUGUUCUACCAUCUAUACAAUCAGGUGUCAUACAUGUCACUCGAUGAGAUUUCUCCAUUGACGUUUAGCAUUGGAAACACGAUGAAACGUAUUUCUGUCAUUGUCUCGUCUAUCAUCAUUUUUCAUACACCAGUAAAACCCAUCAAUGGUCUUGGAGCCGCCAUUGCCAUUCUUGGAACUUUCUUGUAUUCACAGGCGAAGCAGUAAGGAAUCGGAGUUAUGAAUUCAGUCAGUUUUGUCGAGAAGCAUGAACUGGACAGAAGUAGCUCCCAAGAUUUCAUGCUGCUUGAAGAACGAUAAAGUUUUUACGAAGUGGAGCAGCGGCUUUACUUGCCGAUGUCAAUAAUUUUAGGCGGAUUAUUGUGUUUUGUACCGUAUCCCCAAAGUUGAGGGAAGAACUGAGAAUUGUACCAAUAAACUACGGCAACUCUUACAAAUUCAAUAACAAGAAGCAAAAGCAAAAUCAGGGGAAUAAAAGUACUAAAAAAAAAACCUCGUGUUCACAAGGCAAUGAUUUCUAUUCUAAAAUUAACAUUGUUAU